AUGGACGCCGCCGCCUCCAUCCCUGGAUGGGAGUCCCCUCGUACAUCGGCGGCCGAAGUCCAGCCCGCGGGAAAGAGGCUCCGCGUCCGUAAAGGCACAAAGAGUUGCUGGGAAUGCAAACGGCGGAAGACUCGCUGCACAUUUGCAGCUUCCGCCGACAUGCGUUGUACAGGGUGUAAACGCCGCCGAACGGCGUGUGUCGGCCAGGAGUUCCCGGAUGAACCUACGACUUUCCGUUCCACCGACGGCGACGGUACCACAACUUCAGAGGCCCCCGAGUGGACCUCGCCCACCUUGUCCGCUGGAGAGGUGGCAGUCACAGGCACACUCGAUGAAAUAUCCCGAGCUCUUGCUGCGACUUGGCCGAAGCCGCACGAACUUGAGACCAUCUUGAGUGAGCCACUCAGCGACGGCACAUCCUUUCUGGAAAUCCUUCACAAGCUCGGCUACAUUCCCAACACUCCGUCUAAUGAAACCUCACCACCACAAGACGGACCCCUCAUACCGCAGCCUAGAGACAUGUUGCAACUACCACCGCCAGGCUCACACCCUGUGCCCAUUGCAAAAAAGAUCUUCCUCUUAGGUCUCUAUAUUCAAAACAUACAAUCCCAUACCAAGUAUUACGAUAUCAUGUCCCGCAUGGCAGAAGCCGCCAUUACCCUCGUGGCGACCAGGGACGAGUUCACCAGCUCCCUGGAGGGUAUAGAGUGCAUCUCUUUGGAGUGUCUUUACCAUGAGGCUGCUGGGAACCUUCGCCGCGCAUGGCUCGCGAUUCGCAGAGCCGUGGCCAUGUGCCAGGUAAUGAAACUCCACCGCGGCAGUGCCACAAGCUUGUCAUUAGAGGCUCUGGAGCCAGAAACUCGUCAAAGCGUUGACGGUGAACACAUGUGGUUUCGAGUUAUGCAAAUAGACCGCCAUAUCUCCAUGAUGCUAGGCCUGCCGCAUUGUUCCCCCGAGAGUGUCCUCACCCACCCUGAGUCGAUGGAGCGAUGCACCCCAGUAGAGCGAAUGCAUCGCCUUGACGCUGUAGCAGGGGGACGCAUCCUGGCACGCAACCAAGGCGACAUUGGAGACGGAGUAGCCGAGACGCGUGAGAUUGACCAACUGCUGCGAGAUUCGUCAGAAAUUAUGCCGCCCCAGUGGUGGCUAUCCGGUAGCGAGGUCACCACCUACAAAUCUAACCCAGGGGAAGAGGAGGGUGAAGAGAUACGCAUCUUGGAAGCGACAGUCCGCAUCGCAGAUCAGCUCAUCCACUACCAGUUGCUUGUCCAACUUCACUUCCCCUACCUACUCUACUCCUCCGCCCAGAGCAAGUACGACUACAGCAAGAUGACAGCCGUCCACGCAAGCCGUGAGCUCCUUCGCCGCUUUCUCGCCUUCCGCGUCAUUUAUCCCGUCAGCUCCUACUGCCACGGUCUCGAAUUCAGCACUUUCAUCGCAAUAUCAGCGUUAUGCCUUGCUCACAUGGAAACAUGCCGCCAGAUUGCCGCCGAAAACAUGACCACCAACAGCAGCGUGCUAUGCUUCCUGACACACCAGCGGCCGUCUGACCGGGGAAUGAUGGAGCGUGCGGUUGAGAAUAUGGAAAGGAUGGCCACCGCCCGUGAUAAUAUUCUUGUAAAGAAGGCCAUCACCAUCCUGCAGCAUCUCCUUGUAAUUGAGGCUGAUGUUGCAGCCGGUGGGUGGUACAGCGUGGACUCCUCGCCCGCCGAGACACACGAUAAUGAAGAGCAGUUUGGCAGGCUUAGCGAGGACGGCAACGUGCUGGACAUCUUCAUUCCGUACUUUGGCACCGUCAAGAUUCAUUACAGCAGGACUGACACAUCUUCUUCGCCAUCAAUUCCACCGCUAUCAAGGGGCCAGAACGAGCACGCAGAGUCCCUUACACAGGGGGCUACCAGGAGGGCCAGCCAUCCCGCUAUCUUCAGCCUCAACAAAGAAUCGCAGGAAGCGCAGACAGCUAUGCCCGAGUUUGAGACCGCGGUAGGCGAUUGGAUUUUGCAGGGCAUAGACUUGAGUUUUCUCGGUAACCUCGCGCCGACUGGGGCGGGUGCGGUAGAGGCAAGGCCAUGGGUCUCAUGA
Messenger RNA from Fusarium vanettenii 77-13-4, 2082 nucleotides. RefSeq lists its product as uncharacterized. NCBI's taxonomy places the organism in Eukaryota, Fungi, Ascomycota, Sordariomycetes, Hypocreales, Nectriaceae. The coding region runs from base 1 to 2082 and encodes 693 amino acids. The record is from RefSeq and is a predicted model, not a curated record. Gene Ontology annotation, biological process: regulation of DNA-templated transcription; DNA-templated transcription. The transcript is spliced from 2 exons. Gene Ontology annotation, molecular function: zinc ion binding; DNA-binding transcription factor activity, RNA polymerase II-specific; DNA binding.